GCCAGAAGUACUUCGUACAGGUCAGAUUUAGGCCUCUUCGCCAGUUCUUGAGAAUCUUCAGAUAGUUAGCCUGCACUGCCUGGUUUCCCCGCCAUCAACUACGUUACGGCGUUGAUGAUCAUACCCACCAUCAACACGCUUCUGUCUCUCCCUGUUUCUUCAACACUCCAGCCUAGUGAUCCCGGGCCCCGUCAAGCCGUCUCCCAUUUUGGACUUUCUCGGUCGUCAGGAUGUCGGACCAGGCGAUCCUACGUAUUACCAGGGAAAUCAAGCAGAUUCAGCAAGGCGCAGACCACUCUCUCGCUGUAUACUACGAUGACUCUGAUAUCCGGAGUGUCCGCGCUCUCAUUCUCGGCCCUCCAGAUACUCCCUAUCAGUUCGGCUUCUUUGAGUUUCUUGUCAAGUUCGGGAAAGACUACCCAGCCACAUCUCCGAAUGUCCGCGCCUUGACCACUAACGGUGGUCGAAGCCGCUUUAACCCCAACAUCUAUUCAUCUGGCCGGGUCUGCUUAUCAAUUUUGGGAACCUGGCGAGGUGAAAGUGGAGAGCAAUGGUCGUCUGCGCAGUGCUUAGAGUCUCUUCUUAUCUCCAUUCAGAGCUUAAUGUCGUCUAACCCCUACGAAAACGAACCCGGAUAUGAAAGCUCACGGUCACCGAGCGAUAUAGAGAACAUGGAAGCCUACGUAUCCAAGAUACACCAUGAAACUCUCCGCCUCGCCGUUCUCGAGCCUCUUGAGGCAUCGCUCAACAUAACACUUGAAGGUAGUACGGACUCGCUAGCCGACCCAUCAUCUGAAAGCGAUGAUAAUAUCAUCUAUGAGGAUGGGAGGCCUUCUUUUGACCCGUUUGCGGAUUUUCGCAAAAGACGUUUCUUGUGGUAUUACGAGCCCUACAUGCAAUCUCUUGUUGCUGCAGAGAAGAAACACUCCCGCAAAGCCAAAUUCCAGAGAAUGCCUUUUGAGGGCGACAACAAUAGUAUGGAUGGCCAUUUCGACUAUCCGGAGCUAAAACGGCGGAUGGCUGUGGUCAGAGAUGCCAUUCUUCGAGAAACACGCGGUUGGGCUGUCGAAGGACAGUUGGCCAAAAAGCAAGAAUGGGGUAUUGCAGCUAGCCUGCAACGGCAGUACGAACAAAUUGUCGAAACCCUCAAGCAUCAGAACAAUAUUACGGUUGAUCUAUAUCUUGACGAGGGGAACCCAUUCAUGUGGAGGCUCACAUAUUUUGGAAGACCAAUGACGCAACUGGAUGGCGGCAUGUUCAAGAUCCUGAUACAUCUAAGUCCGCGAUUCCCGGAAGAACAGCCCCGUGUGUUUUUGGAGGCCUCGUCUUUCUUUCAUAUUCGUGUGUCCAAAGAAGGAGUCUUAUGCUACGUUCCAAGGCGAACUGAGGAGAUGCGUUAUCACAUCGAAGGGAUAGUCGCAGCUCUAGAAGAAGAACACCCGCCUUAUGACCCACGAACUACUGUUAACCCCGAAGCAACCAAAUUAUUUUGGGGAACACCGGAAGAUCGAAGGAAGUAUAACCGAGAAUUGCGACGAUCAGUAGAAAGGACCGCCGAAACAUAGAAAUCCUGAGCCUAUAUUGGUCUAGGUUAGUGAAACAGUGGGGUGCUCAGCUAGAUGAUCCUGUGCUCCGUUUCUUGCAGACUGAUAUCUUGGCUAAGAUGACCUCAAUAUCGGGCCUCUACUUCCUCA
This is a messenger RNA of Aspergillus piperis CBS 112811, 1694 nucleotides long. Its product is annotated as ubiquitin-conjugating enzyme E2. Bases 231 to 1565 code for a protein of 444 amino acids. The transcript is spliced from 10 exons. Gene Ontology annotation, molecular function: cysteine-type endopeptidase inhibitor activity; ubiquitin conjugating enzyme activity. The record is from RefSeq and is a predicted model, not a curated record. Lineage: Eukaryota; Fungi; Ascomycota; Eurotiomycetes; Eurotiales; Aspergillaceae. Gene Ontology annotation, cellular component: nucleus. Gene Ontology annotation, biological process: negative regulation of apoptotic process.